Messenger RNA from Plasmodium berghei ANKA, 933 nucleotides. RefSeq names its product conserved Plasmodium protein, unknown function. Lineage: Eukaryota; Apicomplexa; Aconoidasida; Haemosporida; Plasmodiidae. The coding region runs from base 1 to 933 and encodes 310 amino acids. The transcript has 3 exons. The record is from RefSeq and is a predicted model, not a curated record.
AUGAAUUCGAGAAGUAACAUGUUCCAGAUAUUAAGGAAAGAGGAUAAAAUAAAAAAAAAAAGCAAACAAAUUAAAGAAGAUCAAGAAAAAAAAGAAAAAGGUAAAGAAAAUGAAAAGAAGGAGGUAGCUAACUUUUCUUUUGACAUAAGUAAAUAUUCCUCUUGGGCAGAUAUGGUUGAUGAAUAUGAUGAGUUUUUUUAUGAAAUUGACAAAUUAAAGGAGCAAGGUGAAAAUGGAAUAAAUAAAAAUCAGGAAAAAAAAAAAAAAAAAAAAAAAAAAAAACCUAUUGAAGAAAGUGAUGAGUAUAGUAGUGAUUCAGAUAAAUCAGAUGACAUCGAAAAUGAAGAAAAUAAUUUAAAUUCAAAUAAAAUGAAUAUAAAUGGAAAAAAUAUUAAUAAUACUCCUAAUAAAAAUAAGCCGAAUUUACCAGAAAAAAAGAAAAAGAAAAAGAAAGAAAAAGAAAAAUUUGAUAAUAUAUUAUUAGAAUUCGCAAAAAGUAAUAACAUAAAUAUAAACAAUGAAAACACAAAAGAAAACGACAAACCAAAUGAAACUGAACCUACAAAUUCCCCAAUGGGUAAAGACAGAAAUGAGUAUAUCAAUGAUCAGAAAUUUGAUGAUAAUGAAAAUGUUAAUAAAUUAAAAAAAAAAAAAAAAAAAAAUAAAAAGAUAAAGAUGAAAAUAAAAAGGACAACGGAAAUACAAAUAAUCAAAAUGAGUCCCAAAAUAAACAAGUUAAUUCUUGAUAUCGGAGUUAAUGAAAAAAUAAAAUUAUUAAUGAAUAAAGUUCAAAGUAAAAAAAAAAAAAGAGGUAAAGUUGAUGAUAUUAUAGCUAUUGUUGAAAAGGAAGAAAAUUUAAAAAAAAAACAACAGGACAAAUUAAAACAAAAAGAAAAACAAAAGUUAAAAUUAUUACAAAAAUCGAUGCAAUAA